Molecule: messenger RNA, 3009 nt
Organism: Mustela erminea (ermine)
Lineage: Eukaryota; Metazoa; Chordata; Mammalia; Carnivora; Mustelidae
Product: metallothionein-4
Exons: 9
Coding region: 481-669 (62 amino acids)
Molecular function (GO): metal ion binding
Source: RefSeq, a predicted model, not a curated record
AAGACAUGCAUGUUCCACCAACUGAGCCAGCCAGGCACCCCUAAGGUUCUGUCUUGUCACACACGCUGCACGUGUGGUUUCUGAGUCCCUGCAGCCAUGAGGCUGCAUGCCUAGAGCCAGCACUGUGACUCACUGCGACUGGCAAUGGGAAGGGCUGACAGCAUGAGUGCGCAAGGAAGAAAAGAGGAACAGAAAGGAGAGAAGGAGAGGACAACAGUGUUGAUAAGAGGAUGCCAUUUUCCCAGCUUUCUUGUGGCAUUUACUCAGGCCCAUGUUUGCAGGCACAUGUGCUCCUUUUUCCAGAAGCCCUGCAAUAAAAGAGUGUGAAAGGCUGCUGAGAAGCUCACGAUCAAGUAUGAGGACAACCAGACCAUGGCUCACCAUCUGGAGGAUAAUGGCCUAUGAAGCUGGGAAGCAGGGACAUGCAAACUACACCUCUGUGAGCUGUCACAGCACUGAAGCCUCUUGGACGCCUGGACCAUGGACCCCGGGGAAUGCACCUGCAUGUCUGGAGGAAUCUGCAUCUGCGGAGACAAUUGCAAAUGUACAACUUGCAACUGUAAAACAUGCCGAAAAAGCUGCUGUCCUUGCUGCCCCCCGGGCUGUGCCAAGUGUGCCCGGGGCUGCAUCUGCAAAGGGGGCUCGGAUAAGUGCAGCUGCUGCCCCUGAAACGCAUCCGUUGUGCUGGGGGCCGAGGCCCGGGAGGCAUCUGUACAGUGCCUUAUUCGAGAAGUUGGAAUUAUUGUACUAUAUAGAUUAUGCUUUUUAUAUAUUUGCUCAGAUGCGGUGUUGGUGAGCUUCAUGUAAAGUGCUGAAAAAAUAAAGGUCUCACUCAUGGUUGUCUGGUGGCUCAGAGCACUGUUUUCUCCUAAUCCAGCAGGACCAAGAAGGGCUGGCACCAUUGCAUACGGGAAGAAAAUAUCUAGACAAAACCCCAUAGAAGUUGUAAGAAGGAUAGUUAUGUCUGGCUGCAGGCAGAAAAGAAGACUUCCUGGAGGAGGGGGUCAUCGAAGCACUGUUUGUUGAGCACCUGGGACGUGUUCUGCAAUCUGCUCGAAGAAACUUCAGAAUGUUCACCAUAAGGAGUAAUAGUAUAGUUCACCAUAAGGAACUCACAGACCAACACGUGUGGGACCCGCAAAGCUUGGAGGAACCAGCCAGCUCCACCCCUCACAUGAGGCCGCUUGGAGGCCCUUGGAGUAGCUCAUCUUUUGGGGGACGAAGAGUUUCCAGCCAACCUUUGGAAGUGAGGCUCCAGCUCUGAGAACAGAGGCUCACUCUGCAUGGGGGAUAUUUGGAGACGCUCAGCAAAACCAAAGUCUGAAAGCUCACCAGACCUGCCUUCUUUGGGAGGCAGCCUUGGGAUCACGUCUACAGAGGGAGGAAUGCAGGUCCUCAGGAGGCGUCUCCUGGAAGGAAGUGAAAGCUAGGGCGGGAGAGGUGGUAAGGACCCUUUGGGAGGGCUUAUGGGGGAAUGUUGAUUCUUGGGGAGGCACUGGGUGGUCUCCUCCCACCUCCACCUUUCCAACAUUUUACUGCAAAGAUCCUGGAAUUAAUUUCUCCUUUUCUUCCUCCCUCCCUCCCUUCCUCCCGGCAUUGGGUCCUUGAUCACUGGGGAGUCUGUCCCUCUCCCUGUGCCCCAGCUUGUGCACACUCUCUCUUUGUAUUUCAGAUAAAUAAAUAAAAGCUUAAGGAAUAAUAAAGCUCUGUCUCUAGAUAAGCCUUUUCCCUAGGAAGCCCGCUGCUACGUGAAAGGUGUUUGCACCACCAGCAGGUAAACUGAGGUAUCCCCGUGGGGGCAUUCACCAGGUGACUGACUGUCUGAAAUGCCACCAUUGGCAAUUCUUCUACUUCAGUACCCUUUGACCGGUUAUCUAAUGGUUUCCUUUGCUCCUCUGUUUCCUGGGGAUUAAGCGUGUUCAUUUGCUGAGCAAGGUGAGUGAGGCCCAAAGGAAGGAAGUGAUCUGCUUUGGGUCCAGCUUCUGGUAGCUGCGGCCUACGUCACUCCAAUCUCUGGCUCCUGUGGUCACACGGCCUCCUCCUCUUCCGUCUAUUCUCUGUGUGUCUUACAGGGACACUUGUCAUUGGAUUUAAGGCCCAAUUCAGGAUGAUCUCCUCUCAAGGUCCUUAGUUGAAAAAAAAAAAAAAAUCCUUAGUUGAAUGACAUCUACAAAGACCCUUUGUCCAAAUAAGGUAAUAGAGGUUCUGGGAUUUGACACGGAUCUCUUUUGGGGGCCAUUUCUUCAGCCUACCACAGGUACUAGGGACUUAACAAAAGGAAACGAUAAAUGGAGAGCUGCUUCCCUUGGAAGCUAGGACGCAGCCACCAAGUACCACCGCCCCAGAUCUCCCCCAAGUCACCCCAGGCCUGUCCUUCAGGCUUCGAAGAGCCCGGCACCCGCACCCCCCCAAAUCCAGUUUGCAAGGCCCUUCCAUUGUUGUUACGAUUCUUUUCCCAAUUCAUGAGGGAUGAGGGAAUGGAGUCCUGGAGCAGCAGGGUGUUCAGCACCCCAUUUGGAUGAGUCGCGCGCCCCAGAAUCUUAGAAUAAGAGGAGAUGAGAGGCAGGGAAGGGCUGGGGAACAUGCAAUGCGGCUUUCUGAGCCGGGAGGUGCGCGCUUUCUGCCGCGGACGGCUGCCGCGGCGUUCGCGUCCCCAUCGGUGCUCACAGCCACGCGCGCACGGACGAGCGGGGAGUGUCGCCCCUGUGCACGCAGUGGGAAGUGGCCCCCUGAGAGGAGUUGGGGAGCACGCGCGCGCACCCUGCAGUGCGCACGGCGUCAGGGUAGGGUGGGGUGGAGUGGGGUGGGGUGGGGCGGGGGAGAAAGGACCGCUGCCGCAGUGCGCGCCUCCGCCGAAGCCCGUGUGCCCAGAUGGAGAGAGGGGGCGCCAUGCGCGCGCGAACUCUGCUUGCGCGCCCCCGCCUGGGGCUAUAAAAGCCUCGCCACCUGCUGCCACUAGUGCGUCCAGUUGCCGGGAGAAGUCAGUUCACCUCCUCCAGCGGCAGCUCC